UUUUCUUAGUUUAGCCUCUGUCACUUGCGCACUCUCCCUCGGCGAAAAAGAUAGCAAAAGGUACGUUUGAUCCGAACACCCAAACUUUUUCUCAUCCGUCCAGCAGCUCAGUCGCCCUCCCUCUGUAUCCGCAGACUGCCAGUCGCAGACAGGGUUUCAAAAACCUCUAAGACGGAACUCAACCAGAGAAGAUCGUAAAAAAUCAGAUAAAUAACUGAAAUAUAUGAAACAGAUUUUAGAGAAGGUCUGAUGAAAAAUAUUGGAAAAGAACGUAAAGUUAGAUCCUUUCCUUCUAAUAUAUAUCCGUAUACAUUUGUAGUUCUUCUUCUCCGGUCAGAUCUCCUUCAUCCAUGAAGCCUCCAAUCAUAGCGCCUCUCGCUCCUCAGUUGAGAAGCCCGGGCAUUUGCUCAUGAAACCGAGGCGUUGGACCUAUUUUUGGGACUUGAGAAUACACGGCCGAAAUUGAUUAUUUGAGGUCACAAUAUUUUUCGUUUUUAUUGGGUUUGGUUGUUCUUUGUUUGUUGUUGUUCCUGAUAUGGGGAGUAGUUCUGGUGAGGCCAAAUCCAACGGCAUCGAUGCGUCGGUGGGCGGGUUGGUUUGGGUCCGCCGCAGAAACGGGUCGUGGUGGCCGGGCCGUAUAAUGGGCCUCGACGAGUUGUCGGAGGGUUCCUUGGUUUCGCCGAGAUCAGGGACUCCCGUUAAGCUUCUGGGUCGCGAGGACGCAAGCGUGGAUUGGUAUAAUCUUGAAAAAUCCAAGAGGGUAAAGGCGUUUCGGUGUGGGGAGUAUGAUGAAUGCAUUGAAAAAGCAAAGGCUUCUGCAGCUAAUUCCAAUAAAAAAGCUGUUAAAUAUGCUCGAAGGGAAGAUGCGAUUCUCCAUGCUCUCGAGAUUGAGAGUGUCCGCCUGGGCAAGGAUCGAUUGGACUUCUUUCAAAGGGAUAAUUUAGUAGGAGACCUUGGUAUUGCCAGAGAGUCACCUAGUAUGUCUCAUUCUGGUGAAGAAAACGAGGAUAUGGAUGAUGAUGCAAGUGAUUAUGAAGACAACUCAAAUUCAGCACCUGAGUUAUCUCAAUCCGGUUUAUCUUUUGAAGAGCCAAAUCAUAAUAAUUCAUAUAAGGUGCAAGCUGUCACAAGAAGAAGAACCCCAAAUGAUUCUGAGGAUGAUGGAACAGAAGGAGUUAAGCGAAUGAGAGGACUUGAGGACCUGGGCAUGGGUAUUGUGUCAAAAAGAAAGACUGGAGGGGUGCUUGAUUUAGUUCAACAAGAUGGUGCUUCACUCUGUGAUUCAAGUGCUGGGAAUUGCAUAUCUAAUGGAAAUCCUGUCAAUGGUAGCAAAAGUUAUUUGUUGUCACUUAAAAGAAAGAGAUCUCAAGUGGCGAAUGUUCAUGAAUUUUUGAAAAGAAAAAGUCGCCGCCGACCAUUAACGAAGGUUUUGGAGAGUACUGCCAUGGUGUUUGUUCCAGUUAUUUGUGAUCAUCUUCCCAGUUCAAGCGGUUCACCUCUUCGGGGCAUAUCUGAUGGUAGGGUUUCGGUUUUAGAAUCUAAUGAUAUGAAGAAAUCUGUGACAGUUAACAAGAAUUCAGAUAGCAUUGGAAUUUUGUGUGAGAAUGGAGUCUCUCUAAAGGCUUCUGAACUUGCUUGUGAUGCUUCCGAUAUCGUUUACAAGACGAAGGAGAGUGAAACUUCCAGUGUAACUGCGUUGGUGGAGAAUGAUUCUUCUGACAGGUUAUUUGAUGUACCAUUUGUUGGGGUCCUUGAGGAGGAAAAACACUCUGCAGGUCUUUCGCCUAUACCUGUGUCUUUUUCAUCAGUAAGGCCUCACAUUGCUGCACUGGGAAGGCAAUCUAGUCAGAGUAGUCCAGCUGAAGCUGUAUCUUUGAGACAUGAGGGACUAAACGAAUCUGGUUCUACCAGUUCAGCUGCUGUUCACGUUAAUAAUAUUAGCCAGAGGAUAGAGAAAGGUAGUUCAAAGUGGCAGUUAAAACGAAAGAGGAAUUCAAGAAACUUAAGUAAAAAUAGAAAACAGGUCUCCAGAAAACUUGCGGACAUGGAUGAUGAAUCCAAUGCUUAUUUGGCAGGUAUAGAGCACUUGGAAGGUUCAGAUCAGAAAGUUGAUUGCACUGGCGUUGGUGGAGGCCCCACUUCAUAUAAUUGUACCUCACGACCAAAGUGCAAAUCAAUUGCUGAAGGCCCGGAAGAUGGAUUCAGGGACUGGGGCAAGCAUCUGUCGAGGGAUUCUCAUAUGAGAGUGCCAACAGCUGAGUUGAAGCUAUCACCUGAUGGCUCUUUGACACCUCAAAGGUCACUCCCGUUUCGUCAAUCCCGCUUUACGGUUCGCUCCAGAUAUCAGAUACCAGGUUUUCCUGUCAGAAAUAUUUCUACUGAUGCUUCAUUAUAUGAUGUUAAGAUUGAGGUGAAAGCGAGCUAUCGGCCACAGCAUGUUCCAUUGGUUUCCCUAAUGAGUAAGUUGAAUGGUAAAGCCAUUGUUGGUCACCCUCUCACAGUUGAGGUUUUGGAUGAUGGCUGUUGUGAUGAUCUCUUGAGUAGCAUGGAGUGCAGUCUGGAAGUUGGUGAAAUGCAUAAUGCCGUGAAGCCAAAUUCAGUAACUGGAAGAGUUAGUGCCAAGCACUUGGCAUUGCGACCACGUUUUUCACGUGCCAAAUCACCAAAGAUAAAGAAAUCUGGGUUAUUGUCUAAAAAGACGCGGAAACUGUCUUCAUUGACUGGUCACAAGCAGUUCGAAGAAGAGCGGAAACCAAUGAUAGAAAAGCCCAAAGGUCCUGUUAUGGCGUGCAUCCCUUUAAAAGUAGUAUUCAGUAGAAUAAAUGAAGCAGUGAAUGGAUUGGCACGGCCAACGCACCGUGUGUUAAAAUCAUGCAUCCCAUGAAUUUCUUGCGGGGGAGGAGUUGCAGAUGCUGGGUUCUACCCAACUUUGGUUUGGUAUCUUCGGGGUUUUUUUUCUUAAAAAAAAAAAUUUCAGUUUAGCUGCGUAGUUGCUGCUUUUAUUUAACUGUGCUCUGUUUGUGGCACAUAUGCCAUGAAGGUAGAAUCCUUGUGUAAGUGUACACAGUCAUGACAUUUCCAUGUAGAGCUGGUAGGAGUGCACUUGACGGAGGCUGCUUUUGGCUCUGUAUAUAAUGUAACAUUAUGUAAAGAUGGUGGAUCUGGUGACCUGAUAUAGGUCUUUAAUUUGAGUUCAAGUUGAUUCAGAGGCAAUAACUUCAUUCCCCAGAGUGCUUGGUUAUUGGACAUGAUUUGUAAUUUACUCAAUCCACCUGUUUUUCUAUUACUUGAAUCCAAGUACUUUUGUCUUCA
This is a messenger RNA of Juglans regia (Persian walnut), 3312 nucleotides long. RefSeq lists its product as uncharacterized. Bases 536 to 2884 code for a protein of 782 amino acids. The transcript has 4 exons. The record is from RefSeq and is a predicted model, not a curated record. NCBI's taxonomy places the organism in Eukaryota, Viridiplantae, Streptophyta, Magnoliopsida, Fagales, Juglandaceae.